Silurus meridionalis is the source of this 4299-nucleotide messenger RNA. It is a transcript of the gene adgb, whose product is annotated as androglobin. The record is from RefSeq and is a predicted model, not a curated record. Bases 130 to 4179 code for a protein of 1349 amino acids. Gene Ontology annotation, biological process: proteolysis. The transcript has 33 exons. Lineage: Eukaryota; Metazoa; Chordata; Actinopteri; Siluriformes; Siluridae. Gene Ontology annotation, molecular function: protein binding; calcium-dependent cysteine-type endopeptidase activity.
CGACGUAUUAAAUGGAGAAGCCUCGGUCCCAUGUGACGUCGUUGCCUAGCAACGCAGCCAAACACCUGCGACUUGCUCGAUCUGCGCUUCAACUUCACUUUUCCUUUUACAGGAAAAAAAACGACCCAAAUGUCGAAACCGACGCUAAAGAAACGAGAUUGUUCAUCCAGCCGUGACUUGUCCUCCAAAGACCAGUCACCUACUAAAGAGUUCUCCUCGUCACGUGUCUCUGGUGUUUCUGGAAGUUCCUCGGGCGAAGCCUGGAGGAGCUGUGAGAACAUCUGGCCCGAGUGGAACGAAGCAGAGGUCAGCGCGGAGAAAUGGGAGGCAGCCAAAGGAGCGAAAGAUGCCAAAGCGAGGAAGAGUCCUGUAAAUCAAUACUUCGAGGACCCCGAAGGGAAGGUGAAAAUCCCUGCAUCUUUGAACGUUCACACCUGGAAACGGCCCAUGGAGCACAUCGUUCAGAAGACGCCGGUAGUCGUCCAAAAUGAGUCAUGUGAUCUCAUGUCAGCCAAUGAGCACCUAAUGUCCAGCGAACUUAUGCGCCGGAUCAUCAGCGAGAUCUACAUUGUAUGGGAAGUGUGCAGCAGACAAUCAAGUGAGGGCAACUCUACAUCUGAGGAGGCCACAGCAAGCCCCUGGAGACCUUGGGAGCACAUCUAUUCCCUCUGCAAAGCGGUGAAGGGCCACAUUCCUCUCUUCAACGCCUAUGGGAAAUACGUGGUUCGUCUGUACUGGAUGGGCUGCUGGAGGAAGAUCACUAUUGACGAUUGGUUGCCGUUUGACGAAAAAAACAAUCUGCUACUUCCAGCGAGUGCCAACCAAUCAGAACUCUGGCCUAUGCUGCUGACUAAGGGAAUACUAAAGCUGGCCAGUACGGAGAUGGUGCAGGAUACCAGCAGAGAAAUAGAAGAGUUCAGCGUCAUCCACUGUCUGACCGGAUGGAUCCCGGAGUUCCUCCCGAUUAACAGGCCCAGGUCAAGGUACGUCACAGAGAUAUGGGGAUACCUGAAAGAUACCAUUCCUAAGUUUCAGCCGACGGAGGAGAGCGCCGAGGAAGGACGGCCAUCAAUCGACUUAACUGCCACCGGGGAUUCACCAAAAGAGGCUAACAAAGAAAAAGAAAGAGGCAGUGGACCUCCUCCAGCUCCUCGGAUAAUCGUGUGUGCCAGUUUCCAUCCAUUUAACCUGCAGGAGAAGAAGACCUCCAUGCUGGGCCAGAUGGCAGACGCAUCACAGACCCUGCGACAAAACGGACUCUGUCAGCUCUACAGCCACUCGAUUCUGCUCACUCGUACCAGAGACUGCCCCCUGGUGGCCGUACCUCCCCUCGCACCUUAUUCCAAAUGUAUCCGUACCCAGAAGGAAACUGAUAUUACAGACGAACCCAAAAAAAUCCCAGUCGAGAGGCCUGAGCAGUACGUUGCGGUGGCAAGUCCUUUCAUCAACUACAAACUCACACCCCUUAUAAUUGAUUCAAAUAUGCCUCCAAAGCUGCUUGUUCAACGACGCAACACAUCCACCUCUAACCUUGAUUCGUUUUCGGAGUCAGAAGAGAAUGAGGACCGUGACUCCGCCCACCAUGACGUCACUAACAACAACCACAAAUCGGAUGAUUCUGAGGUUAAAGCAUCUGAGAAGAGGACUGCCAAAAACGUCGCUGACGAUGCUGAUUCGGUUCCUGGAAAGGAAACCACACUGGUCCAGGAGAACUUCACUUUUACAGAAACCUGGAUCCAUAUGGAAGACUUCAUUAAGUGCUUCCAGAUGUUGCUGGUGUUUCACAUGGAGAGCAGCUUCACUUACCAGUACCAGAAGUCAGAAUAUAAGGCACAAGAUGAGAAUCGCUGUUACUUCUUGACUGUGGACAAUCUGUGGCCUACAGAGAUCCUCAUCUGUUACUCAGCACUGCUACACUGGGGAGAUACCAGUCACGAACGAAAGGAUUGCGUUCUCAGACCUGGUCAUCUGUGUGUUGAACCUUUCUCAUGGAAGGACAUCCAGGUUCAUCCUCCCCUGCUGACCAUCAACACCACAUCCUGCAAGGCAUCAGUUCUUACCUUGCCACCAGGGCGUCAUGUUCUUCGCAUCCAAACCCGGGUGCAUGUUUGUUUCCACAUGCAGCUCUACAGCAAAACUGAUUUCGUAUUCGGAGAAGAAGAAGCGGUGAUUCCUCACUUAGAAAAGGAAAGUCUGAGGUUCUGCGAGCAAGCUCGGUUGAUCCUCACAGCUCUAGGUUCAAAGGUCAGAUCCUUCUCGAACCCUGACGAACUCCCAGCAGCCACCGGGGCACUGCAGGAGACCGUCUGCCCUCCUUCGCUUAGCAAAACAGAAGCCAAAGAUCUUUGGAGGGUCUUCAUUCAAGCGGUGUAUCACAUGUUCGGCUGUGCGUUGGGAAGAAAGCUGACAUCUGAGGAACUGUUUGCGGUGAAGAGCCUGACUAUCGACCUCACACCUCACUCCAGAAAUGCAAAAGACGCAACAGAUGGUGUGCCAGAGGGCUGGAGUGGUAGACAGACCACAGAAGAAGAAAACCAGGCGGCAACAAUUCUGCAGGCCAGCUGGAAGGGUUACCUGGUGAGGAAAGUUCUGAACGCUGCAAAACCAGGCUCUGAGGAGAAUCAGAAAGUUGCCAAGACUCUGUUGGAGAUGUGGGCUUCUGUGGAAUCAGACGUAGAGGAGCAUGCUGUGUCUUUACUGAGGUGCAUGAUCGCAAACGGCGAGAAGCUCGUGAACCUGUAUCCAUGCGGUGGAGAUGAGUGGACUAAAAUCAGCUUCACGGACUUCUCCGUCCCCGUCCAUGAGACCACCAGCUCCUGGGUCCUGCUUUUUAGGGAGGUGUUCCACGUUCCCAAAGCCGUCUUACUUGUUCCUAAGAUCUUCUCUACGUUUCGCAGCCACCUUCACGUCAUUGACAACGACACUGGGAAGGAAGUACCUGAGUUUCUCAACAGCGUUUUGCCGUUCACGUACACACCAAAUAAGGCCGGAUACACGUUCGUGGCGCACAAUGGAAAAACACCUGUAGUGCCUGGAACGUGGCGACUGCGUCUGAUUAGCUCUCGAGAGCAACCGGCUCAGCUGGCUAGAGAAAGACCAGUCAACAACUUCAUAGUGAAGGAGUUCAAAGAUUACUACUUACCCAACAAGAAGAACAUCAUCUGCAGGCAUGCGGUCACAGUCACGUGUGAUCAUGUCGCCACGGUGCAAUUCCAGGCUUCAAAAGACGACGUGUAUCUAAAGCUCAGCAUCCUGGACCACGAGACAGAGGUGUACAGCAAGACGGGACAAGGGGGCAUCGUAAUACCCGUGUACCGCUUUAUAGCCAGCGAGGGUUCCUGCGGCAGCGCCGUGGAGAAAGCGGGGCAUCAUAAAUACAUUCUUCAAGCCGAGUUGCUUUACAACAGCUGGCCUUUGGACGAUUCACUGUCAGGUUUCAUCCAAACCCUGCGAGAUAAGGAAAGCAAUGAGAUGAGAGUGUUCAAACAUCUGAUCAAAGAUGCAGCUGACCAACUCAGUAGCGAGCCACAGAAGCCACAGAUGCCCACAUCCAAAACGUCCAAGAGCAAAGAGAAGGACAAAACUACACCCAAGGAGGUUCAGCAGAUGUUGGAUGAGACGAAGCCCCAUUGGACUCUGCAUGUGGUCAGUGAGCAGACGGAGGCUGAACAGAUCCAAGUGAAGAAGGACACUGAGAGACUGGAGCAGAUUAGAGCUAUAAAACAGGCCUGGGAAGCUUCAGAGCCUGGCAGGGCAGCUAAGGCUUUUCAGACCCGUCAGCAGUACCUGGAUCAUCUGAGGACGAUUGGAGAGGACUUCAGGCUGGACCUCACACCUUUCAUCAGGAAGACAGGCAGGCCCGAGCGUCUCAAGGAUGCAGCGAUGAAGGAGGAACAGCAGAGGGAGCAAUUGGAGAAAGUCCAGAGCUUUCGGCUGUAUCGUGAGACAGUGCUGGAUCACCGGAGGCAGGAGCAGGAGCAGACCAGGCAGCUGAUCAAAGAACAACUGGAACUGUUCGAAAGAAUUCAGCAGGAGAAAGCUGAGCUGCUGCGGAGGUUUGAUCGGACCCGAGAGAUCAUUCAGACCUGGAAGCUGGACGAGCGGUCCCAAAAGAGAGGCAAAGAGUCCAAAAGGACGGACGAGGAAUCGCAGAAGGGAGAAGACGUUCCUGUUAACUGAUUAGAACAUAUCUCUGUGGACUUCAUCCUCACAUCUCGGUCCUGGGAUAAACGAUGUUACAUUUCACUGUGUACUACAUUGUAUAAGUAUUGAAUGACAAUAAAUCCAAACUUGACUUGA